Lachancea dasiensis is the source of this 768-nucleotide messenger RNA. NCBI's taxonomy places the organism in Eukaryota, Fungi, Ascomycota, Saccharomycetes, Saccharomycetales, Saccharomycetaceae. The record is from the annotation of a GenBank genome assembly.
AUGUCUGAGCCAUCCAUCAAGCUCAAGGCCGCCAAGGACACGCUCGUGUCGUCGCUGUUCGAACUGUCGAAGUCGGCCAACCAAAGUGCCUCCUGUAUCAUUGAUUUUUACAACGCCAUCGGCGAAGAUGAAGAAGAGAAGUUGGAAGCUUUCACUACUUUGACGGAGGCACUACAGAAGCUGACGUCAGCCACCAAUCAAAUCCAUGGCGUCAGUUCGGAAUUGACCAAUCCAAUGGAAGACGACAAAGAUGUGAUUCCAGCCAUCGUGUCGCCAGUGAAGACACCAGCAGCCAGGAAAAAGCAGGAACGUGACCCAAACGCUCCAAAGAAGCCCUUGACGGUGUUUUUCGCCUACUCUGCGUACGUUCGCCAAGCCUUGCGCGAAGAUAGGCAGAAGAGCGGUCUGCCACCUCUGUCGUCGACGGAAAUCACCCAGGAGAUUUCUAAGAAAUGGAAAGAAUUAAGUGAGAGUGAAAAGUACAAGUGGAAGCAGGCCUACACCGCUGAACUCGAGAACUAUCAACAGGAAAAGCUCAAGUACCUGGAGGCCAAGAAGAACGGGCUUGCGCCCGUACUGGAGGUCCCCAGUUCCGCUCCGAUCCCAAUUCCAGACUACCUUCAAGGCGGGCUAGAAGAUGAAUUCGAGCCACCAAAGGAGAAAAGACCUCAUGAGGAAGACGGCAACACCGGCAGUUCGGAAAAGAAGAAGAAGAAGAAGAAGAAGGACAAGAAGAAGGACAAGCACAGCAGCAGCAGUGCUAUGUAA